This is a messenger RNA of Thunnus maccoyii (southern bluefin tuna), 6976 nucleotides long. RefSeq names its product netrin receptor UNC5C-like. Gene Ontology annotation, cellular component: membrane. Gene Ontology annotation, molecular function: protein binding; netrin receptor activity. The record is from RefSeq and is a predicted model, not a curated record. The transcript has 18 exons. Bases 310 to 3177 code for a protein of 955 amino acids. Gene Ontology annotation, biological process: netrin-activated signaling pathway. NCBI's taxonomy places the organism in Eukaryota, Metazoa, Chordata, Actinopteri, Scombriformes, Scombridae.
UCUCUGCGUAAACGGAGAGUGGAGAAGCAGAGAGCGCACGGAGAGGAAAGGAGAGCUUAGUGGCAAGGCAGCAGUGCCGCUGACACGAGUGAAGGGACCCCGCGGUUAUUUCCACCACCUCUCUCUCUUCUCACAGCUUAACCUGCGCCUUCUGAGACGGACUUAGACAUCGGGACUAGAGGCUACACACCUUUUGUUUUGGACUCGUUUUAUCACUAGACCCUGUGUUGGCGAGGAGGUCUGAUUUCCCCCACACACACCGUGGACCGAGGAGUUUUGCGUGUUUAUGUGUUUUAUGCAUUGCCUGUAAUGGGGAAAAGUGGACAGAGAAGUGGAAUAGGACACGGGGGUUGCAGCUUGGUGAGGAUGUGCGCCACGCCGGGGACCCUGCUUCUCCUGGUGCUCAUUCACUCAGGAGUCGCCCAAGUGAGAGAUGAUGAUGAUUUCCUGAGUCUGAGCGAGCUCCCAGAAACCUUCCCCUCUGACCCACCGGAGCCCUUACCUCACUUCCUGUUUGAACCAGAGGAAGGCUACAUUGUCAAGAAUAAACCUGUUAAUCUCUACUGCAAGGCCACACCCGCCACGCAAAUUUACUUCAAGUGCAACAGCGAGUGGGUCCAUCAGAAGGAUCACACCGUGGAGGAGAGGGUGGAUGAAAACUCAGGUCUGGUGGUGAGAGAAGCCAGCAUAGAAAUAACACGGCAGCAAGUCGAAGAGCUGUUCGGUCCUGAAGAUUACUGGUGUCAGUGUGUGGCCUGGAGCUCCGCUGGAACCACCAAAAGCCGCAAGGCACAUGUGCGCAUCGCAUAUCUGAAGAAGUCAUUUGAACAGGAACCCCUUGGGAAGGAAGUAUCUCUGGAGCAGGAGGUGCUGUUACAGUGUCGUCCUCCGGAGGGCAUACCAGCUGCUGAGGUGGAGUGGUUGAAGAACGAAGAGAUAAUUGACCCAGCAGAGGACAGAAACUUCUACAUCACCAUUGAUCACAACUUAAUCAUCAAACAAGCGCGUCUGUCUGACACAGCCAACUACACAUGUGUGGCUAAGAACAUCGUGGCCAAGAGACGCAGCACUACAGCUACUGUUAUUGUUUAUGUGAAUGGUGGUUGGUCGACAUGGACAGAGUGGUCGGUGUGUAACAGUCGUUGUGGGCGGGGCUUCCAGAAACGAACACGGAGCUGCACUAACCCCGCCCCUCUUAAUGGAGGACUCCCCUGUGAUGGACAAGCCAUACAGAAACUGCCAUGUACCACUUUGUGCACCGUGGAUGGUGUGUGGACAGAGUGGAGUAAAUGGUCAGCCUGUGGGACAGAGUGUACCCAGUGGAGGAGGAGGGAGUGCAACAACCCAGCCCCAAAAAAUGGAGGAAAGGACUGUGAGGGGCUCGUACUCCAGUCUCAGAACUGUACCGAUGGACUCUGUAUGCAAAGUUCAUUGUUUCAGAAGUCCACUGAGUCCAAAGAAAAGAGUGAUGUGGGAUUCACAUCUGCUCCAAGCACAGAUGACGUGGCUCUGUAUGUGGGCAUUGUCAUCGCAGUUAUUAUGUGCCUGGUCAUCUCUGUCAUCGUGGCGCUCUUUGUCUACCGUAAGACACACCGUGAUUUUGACUCAGACAUCAUCGACACGUCAGCACUGAAUGGAGGAUUCCAGUCUGUUAAUAUCAAAACAGCCAGAUCAGCUGAUCUACUGACAGCUCCUCCUGAUUUGACAAAUGCAGCUGCCAUGUAUCGUGGUCCAGUGUAUGCCCUCCAUGAUGUGUCAGAUAAAAUCCCAAUGACCAACUCUCCACUCUUAGACCCUCUCCCCAACUUGAAGAUAAAAGUCUACAACUCCUCGGGUCUGGUCACACCACAGGAUGAUCUCGGAGGAGACUUUACAUCGAAACUGUCACCCAAGAUAACCCAGUCUCUGUUGGAUAACAGCGACACCAUGAACCUUCGCAACCAGAGCUUGGCCCGAACGCGUGACCCCUCGUGUACCGCUCAUGGAUCCUUCAACAACCAAGGAGGACAUCUCAUUGUACCCAACUCUGGUGUGAGUUUGCUGGUUCCAGCGGGUGCUGUUCCUCAGGGUAGGGUAUAUGAGAUGUAUGUGACUGUGCACAGGAAGGACAGCUUGAGACCCCCGCUAGAGGACAUUCAGACUGUGCUGAGCCCAGUGGUGAGUUGUGGACCUCCAGGAGCCCUGUUGACCAGACCAGUGAUCCUCACCAUCCACCACUGUGCUGACAACGUCCAGGAAGACUGGCUCAUACAGCUGAAGAACCAACUGGCCAUGGGAGAGUGGGAGGAUGUGGUGGUAGUGGGAGAGGAGAACUUCACCACCCCCUGUUACGUGCAGAUGGAUUCAGAGGCAUGUCACAUCCUAACAGAGACACUGGGGACUUACUGCCUGGUGGGCCAAUCAGUCAGCACGGCAGCCGCCAAGAGGCUUAAACUGGCUGUUUUUGGACCCGUGUCCUGCACAACUUUGGACUAUCACAUCAGGGUCUAUUGUCUGGAUGACACACAGGAUGCACUCAAGGAGGUACUUCAGAUGGAGACCCAGAUGGGAGGGAAGCUACUGGAUGAGCCAAAGACUCUGAACUUUAAAGACAGCACACACAAUCUGAGACUGUCAAUCCAUGAUGUGCCACACACACACUGGAAGAGCAAACUCAUCGCAAAGUAUCAGGAGAUCCCAUUCUACCAGGUGUGGAGCGGUAGUCAGAGAACUCUUCACUGUACCUUUACCCUGGAGAGACUGAGCUCAGCCACUACAGAGAUCAGCUGCAAACUGUGUGUACGGCAGGUGGAAGGAGAAGGACAGAUCUUUCAGCUCAGCAACACACUGGAGGAGGAGGUCCAGUGCAUAGACACAUCCCUGAUGGACCCUGCCAGUAAUAUCACGACCUUAGUGGGGCCCAAUGCCUUUCGCAUUCCUUUAUCCAUCAGACAGAAGCUGUGCGGCAGUUUGGAUGCACCACAGACCAGAGGCAACGACUGGAGGAUGCUGGCCCACAAACUCAACCUUGACAGAUACCUGAACUACUUUGCCACCAAGUCCAGUCCGACAGGGGUGAUCCUGGAUCUCUGGGAGGCCCAGCACUUCCCUGAUGGAGACCUAAAUGAACUGGCCGCUGUGCUGGAAGAGAUGGGUCGUCAUGACAGUAACUUCUCCUCCAUGACAACGGAACACUGACGAAGCAACAUGGUUACCGUGACAAUGAAUUCCGAAGACGAUUACACAUGAAUUCUCUAUGGUUGACACAUGCAGCAAGGGCAAUGAACAAAUCUGAUGUGAGCAAAAGAAAAGUUGUCACCAUGGUGAUUGAGCAUUGGUUAAAAACCAUAGUAAUCAUGCCAACAUGGUAACAGACAGAUCAAGAGGACGGCAAUUGGAAAGACAGUGCUGAAACUGUGUGUGUAUCUUUGUGUGUGCGUGUAUUUCCGCGAUGUUGCAGUGUCGUUUGUGACUGAAGGAGAGAUAACCUUACCUACCACACAAACAGAGUCUAUCAGGAAUAAAAAAAAAACAAAACAUACACACGCCUAAAAAAAAAAGACCUUGUCUAGUGUAACACCAGUUGUUCUCUCGCUGUUACUUUAUACUGAACAAAGGGAAGCAGAGACAAGAAAAAGGGAGCAACAGAGGCACUGACCUUGAAAACCUCUAUAGGAAUGGAACAGAGUCAUAAAGAGAGAGAACCUAAACAGAUUACAGAAGAGUGGGAGAAGGUAGAUUGAGGAAAAAAUGAGUGUGAGUGAGAGACAAGACUCUUCAGGAAGACGAGAGUAAACACAGACAGUAGCUAAACUGAUUAUGAAAGGGAGGGAUGAGAUAAAACAAUGGAGGAACCGGCAGGUGAUCAUCUGUAAGAGCAAGAUGGAAAAGAGAUAAUGAGAGAUGGGAGAUAAGGAAAUGAUCCCACUCUUCUCUUGUGAGCCUUGGCUGUACAUGUUUGCCAGUACAGUUUGUUGUCUUUAUAUCGUUUCCUAGGGAACGCUCUAUGUAUUCUGCUGUCCAUAUGUGUGGAUCAUUUCCUGCUAACAGAAUUUGCUACACAGUGACUGUCAAUCAAAGAUCCUGACCAGAAACAAGCCCAAAAGUUUCCCACUUUGGCUAGAUUUAGAUUUCCUUCGAUUAAAAUUUUAGGAUAUCUAGAGGUACUAAGUCAAAGGCAAUUGGACUUGCUGUCUACACACCAUGACUUUUGCUUCUACUUUCCCUAAAAAUGCCAGUCCAAAGAUGAUAACACUCUUGAUGGAAACAGGUAAAAGCUGAUUUUAUAUUUUGCUGUAAGAUUAUAUUUUGACUGUUUUCAGCAGUGUACGGCAGUGACAGACUUGUGAAAGUGUCUGUUUUGAGGUAUGUUUAAAAUUGCACUCAUGACAAACAGAUAAACAAGGAAAAUAUGCAGACUGUCAGCUAUUCAUUCUCAUGCACAGUAUAUUUUAUAAUAAGUUGGUUUUGCAAUUGAAAAAAAGCAAACAGCAAGAAAGAUUCUGCACUUAUUGGGAGUUUCACCACAAGCCAGUGUAAAGCAAGACGAUCUUAAAGCUAUAAAUGCAUCUCUUUACUGAAGUCGUGUUAACAUAUUCUCUGCAGUACUGCUGCUGCUCUGUUCCUCCCUAAAGAGGCAUUGUUUGGACAAAGCUGCAGUACAGAUGUAGACUUCUGUAGAUGCAGUGUGGGGAAUUCCAGCCAUGGCUACCACAUUUCGGUUAACCACAAAAACUCAAAUCCAGGAUUCUCUCUGAUAGAUUGCUGGGGCUUGUUUCUAGACAGGGUUCAACUCAGAGAAAAAAGGCAAAAAGGGAUAAACUAGUAAUGAAACCACAAGACUUUUUAAAUACAGUAAUAUACAAAGUACCAUAGUGUAACGUGAUAGUGAAUUAAAUACAGCUGAUGUCAUUCAUUACCGCUAAAUGUACCCAAUAUAUACUGAUUUUUAUCAUAUUUUAAGUUUCUAGAAUAUAUAUAUAUAGACUACAUAUAUAUAUUUCUGUCAUAUUUUUGGUGUCCCAUCAUCCCAGGAUGUCAGUUUACUGCCAUCAGGCCACAUGUGAUUUCAUAUGUGAUCACCACUAUGACUUUGCGGGUCACUAGCACCAUCCUGUGGCCUUUGAAGAAUAACAGCAUUUACAUUUUUGAUCGUCUGAAAUGUGUAAAUACAUGAUUAUCAUGUUUGUCCUAAUGACCUUGUAUUAUCAUAAUAUUUUUGUUCAGUGAUCAUUAUUGUGUUAUUUACAUUAACUUUUUUUUUUUUUUUUUUUUGCCAUUGUACUGUUUUUAUAGGUGUGAACUGUAGGGGGAGGGGAUCUGUAACAUAUCAGUUAGUUGCCCUUUAUCUGAAACUAUGUUCUCUCCGCAACUAACAUUCCAACUCAUGGUGUAUUUGUUGACAAAGUUGCAAUUUAGAGCUGAAAAUCAAGAUACCAAGUAACGGGGCCCAUGUAAAAUGAAGUGUAAUAUAUUUGUUUCUUGCAGAAAAACAUUGCCAAUCAAGGCUAUCUGUUCAAGGCAUACAAUUCAGAUGUAUGUACUGACUGGGGUCAACAGUGUCUGAUGAAAAGGCAUAAUUCAAAAAAAAAGCUUUUGGGGAAAGAAAAGCCUUAUUUUUGUUGUCUUUUGAAUAGUUGUCAGAUGUCUUUGAGGAUGUUAACUCUAUUCACAAUGCAAAGGACAACAUGAAAAUUCAGUUCAAAGGAAAUAUAUGUACAAUAUUCCAAAACUGGAGUUGAGAUAUUUCUGCUCUGACCUAUGGAGAGAUGCCAUAUGAAACUGAACAUCAGGUAUGUAAGAGGAGAUACUGAGGAGGAUAUUAUAAAGUAGGUAAAGGCUGAGUUAACACUGGUACAAAAGGUCAGAUCUUUACCUGGUCAUGACAGAUUCCAUCUUGUGGCUGUCUAUACAGGAGGAAACCUUGAGGCAUUGAUGUUCCCACUGAUUUUUCUUUCUUUGUUCAGUCGAUCAGAUGUGUGGGAGUUAAAAAUCAGACCUCUUGUAUCGGUGUAAAACCAGACGUGGUAGACAUGGAGGCCUCAAAUAUGUACAUUUUCAUAUAGGACAGCCUUAUUGACUAAAUUACAUAAGGUGUAUUGUUAAAUGACAGAGUGGAUGUUUUGUAUGUUUUUUAGAUGCAACGUCUGGUGUCAGAAGUGGGGAAAUCGAAGGAAAGAGUUGUGUUAAAUUUAUGAGGAUAAAAGCCUAAAACAUCGAGUCAUUAAUUCAGUUUGUUUCAGAACAAAACAUGAACCCAAAAGUCACGACAAUGUCUCUUUCAUACAAUGUGAUCAUCAACAUCCCUGACUUAUUCAAAGGCAUACAAGAUCAAACAUUGAACUGAUGAAACGUGUGCAAGGAAACAAUCUCUUGAGAAAUGUCAGUUACCAGGUACAGUGUAACUUCACUCAAAAUGUGAUCCUUGCCACAAGUCCACAGUUCACCAGCAGGAUAGACUGUUUGUUAAAGGAGUAGACUGAAAAAGGGAGUUUUCAUAUUAGGAGGGCACAUGUAAGCCUCCAGAAGGUGAUCCUCCACGAUGUGAAAAUGAAGAAAGUAAUGUCAAGAUAUCAAAGUAUGUAAAAAUAUUUUCUAUCCACAGUAUGUACAGUUGUGUACUGUCCGCUAUAUUUGGCAAAUUUCAGAAUAUAAAAAAAGAGCAGUACAGUUAGAUACUAGUUUGUAUGUUUCAAGUUUUUAUUUAAGUUUCUUUCCUUUUUUGUAAAAGCAGUGUCUACUAUGCAAACUUGGCAUUGGUUAUCAUGAUAGAAGUCUAUAACUAUAGCUGUGCUUGUAAGUGCAUUUUUAUGUUACUAUCAGGGGUGAUUUUAUUUGAUUAGGGCGGGGUAGUGUUGCUCCAUUUUAGCUAAUUCUGGCACGCUUCAUGAAUCUUGCUCAAUCUUGCUGAAUGCUCGCCUCUCUAUCUCCUCUAAUUGUUUUCUGUACAAAGUGUAAGAAAGAAUUUUUAAGACAAUUAAAUUAUAUUUAUAAGCAA